Contarinia nasturtii (swede midge) is the source of this 1119-nucleotide messenger RNA. RefSeq lists its product as uncharacterized. The transcript is spliced from 7 exons. Bases 16 to 690 code for a protein of 224 amino acids. The record is from RefSeq and is a predicted model, not a curated record. NCBI's taxonomy places the organism in Eukaryota, Metazoa, Arthropoda, Insecta, Diptera, Cecidomyiidae.
GAUCUAUAAAAUUACAUGACCAACGUACCAGCUGAGUCAAUUGUGGUAAAAGCGCCAGCUAUGGAUUUCAAUCAAACUGCUUUUACAUUUUAUUGGACGCCAGUGAUUGAAGAUAAAGAAAAAGCUGUGCAACCAAUUCUUUUACAAAAACCACAUGAAAUCUAUGCAAAUGAUCAAUUCAGCACACAUUGUAGGAAUGUUGAAGUUGUGUUUAGUAUGACAAGUGCGGAAGCACUGUCAGUUCUUGAUCCAUAUCAUCCUUAUGCAUGGAUUGAUGCAUUGAAAACGAGUUCGUUCAUUAAAUUGCCAUAUCAUGGACUUACGUUGGCACAAGACACAACGGAGUACCAAGCAAUGCAAGCCAAAAUCAAGAAAUUCUACUUGGAUGAUGGAGAAAUUGAACAGACACCGGAACGUCUCAAUCAAUUCAUUCAAUUGUAUACAGACACCAAUUUUAUGGUUCCUUUCUAUGAGACAGUGGGAUUGCAUUCGCGAGUGGCAAACACAUACUGCUAUUAUUUUGACAUUAGCUUGAAUACAAACUUUGUUAAAUUAACUAGAAGUUUAACUGCCAUCGAAGGCAUGGGACAUCUCGAAGAUACUGCAUAUUUAUUCAAAAUAAAUGACGUUACGUAUGGCUAUCGUUACUUGUACGAUCAAACGUUGGCAGAUCGAAGCAAUGAAAUCUAGAAUGAAAUAAAUCGAAAGACGAUUUGUGCUUGGAAGUUCGUUACCAAACUAUUUACUGACUUUGCGAGGAAAGGUUUGGUGAAACACGGUAAUCCGGUAAAAUCAUUAAAUAACGCAAAAUGCGUUAAUAUUACAAAUGAUGGCUUGCGAUCGAUCACUCGACCAAAAAGGAAAGCAUUGAAAUUUUGGACUAAGAUUAAGAAAUGUCUUCCGCCAUACAUUUUUGGCGAAUUUUAAAAACACAAAAAGAAAAGAGAAAAAAAACACAAAUGUUAUCCAAGUAAGAAGUACGUGGAAUUAAAUAUGGAAUUCGAAAGAAAAACACAUAAAAUGAGCUCAAUACAAAUAUUUAAUAUUUCAUAUCCAUAUAAUCAUUUAAACAUGCUUAGACCUAAAAAGUAAAUAAUAAAAAAAAAACUACAGAAUGUA